This is a messenger RNA of Psammomys obesus (fat sand rat), 1443 nucleotides long. RefSeq names its product neuronal tyrosine-phosphorylated phosphoinositide-3-kinase adapter 1-like. Lineage: Eukaryota; Metazoa; Chordata; Mammalia; Rodentia; Muridae. Gene Ontology annotation, biological process: neuron projection morphogenesis; phosphatidylinositol 3-kinase/protein kinase B signal transduction. The record is from RefSeq and is a predicted model, not a curated record. The transcript has 3 exons. The coding region runs from base 964 to 1443 and encodes 159 amino acids.
GGCCGCAGCCCGGAAGGUUGCUAUGGGGCCAGACUGGAGACCCCCGCCCGCGCCGGGGUGGGAUUCGGGGGCGGGACUACUAGGGGGACGCCGGGGUUCUCCCAAAUCCGGGAGCAGAAAGAAGGUAGAUUUGGUGUGGGCCAUCAGCGAGAGGAGGGAGGCAGAAACCGUUGCUGAGGGACCUGGGAGCUGGAUAGAGGUGGACGAGGUCCAGGCCCAGGACGGGAAAAGCGAGGACUCCGGGGAGUGCAGGUAGAUGAAGGGUGGGUACCCAGCUCCGAACGCCAUCCUCCCUUCAGCGUCCCCACCCGGUCCUGACGAACCCCCGCCCGGCCCCCGGGCCCGAGAGCGGGUAGCAAGCCUCGCCGCCCCCCUUCUUCCCUGGCCGGGGGAUGUGCAAGUAGGCCCCAGCACAACUUGUCCGUAGGUGUGGCCGAUUCCACGGCAGAUUUGUGUGCCGGAGGUCUGCGUGUGUCGGUGGGUGUGUCGGUGGGUGUCAGUGUCUGGCUCUGUGUUUACCUGUGCCCCUCACGUCUGCCCCUGUUGGAGAUGCAAGUCUGGCUGGUGCUGUGUGCCUGCGGAGUUGCUGUUUGUUUGUGAGGUCUGUGUGUCUGUGGAGGUUCGGGACGUAUUUACACAGAAUGGGAAUCUGUGUCACCCUGCCCUCUGAGCGGCCGUGUGGCUGGGUACCUUUGUCAGGGUGUGCACGAGCCACACACCCACUUGUGUGCCUGUCUGGGAGGGGGCCCAUAGGCGCUGUGGGUAUUCUGUGCCUGCUUUCCUCUUCUGAAGACCCGCAUCAUGUCUCUGUUCCCUUCUCUCUUUCACUCACCCCUGCCCAUCCGUCUCCCCCGUUCUCCUCCCCGUCCCCUUCUCAAGUGGAUCCGGGACCCAGGGAGGGCCGCCCCCCGGGCCUGGUGGCGUUGAGAAGGGCCCCUCAGCCCCCACCUCUCGCCCCACGACAUGAACCUUCUCUACCGAAAAACCAAGCUGGAGUGGAGACAGCACAAAGAAGAGGAGGCCAAACGGAGCUCCAGUAAGGAAGCAGGCCCAACAGGCCCGGUGGGGCCUGGGGCUGUCCCAGCGCCCGGGGUUCGAGUGAGGGACAUUGCCUCCCUUCGCCGGUCCCUCAGGAUGGGCUUCAUGACCAUGCCCGCGUCCCAGGAGCACACCCCCCACCCCUGCCGCAGCACCAUGGCCCCACGCUCGCUCUCCUGCCACUCGGUAGGCAGCAUGGACAGUGUAGGGGGUGGGCCUGCAGGAGGCGGGGGCGCUCUCACGGAGGACAGCGGCGCCCGAAGACCCCCGGCCAAGCCCCGGAGGCACCCCAGCACCAAGCUCAGCAUGGCAGGAUCCGGGGCAGAGACACCGCCAAGCAAGAAAGCAGGUGAGACAACCAUCCUGUUACCCAUCCCUCUUCAGAGGGAGCUGGCAGCCGCAUGA